This is a messenger RNA of Sorghum bicolor (sorghum), 1428 nucleotides long. Its product is annotated as ras-related protein RABA5a. The record is from RefSeq and is a predicted model, not a curated record. Gene Ontology annotation, molecular function: GTP binding; GTPase activity. Lineage: Eukaryota; Viridiplantae; Streptophyta; Magnoliopsida; Poales; Poaceae. Bases 428 to 1096 code for a protein of 222 amino acids. The transcript is spliced from 4 exons. Gene Ontology annotation, cellular component: endosome.
GGUGCUCCGGCAGGCAGACCACGCGGUACGUGAGUUCCACCACAGGGCACAGGGGCGGAACACACGGGCACCAGCGCUGGACGCGGGUGGCCGGGGAUCUAGAUCUCUCACCUCCACCUCCACCAACGCGCGCGCCCCGCCUCGUCUCCCUCCAGUCCACCACCAAACCUAGCCAGCUUCCCCCGAGUCCACGCCGCCGUCGACCGCCCUGCCCCGACCGUCGCGGCGUCCGCACUCCCACCCUGCUGCCGGAUCCCCUGCCCCUGCCGUACGGUCUGCCCACUUCCGCCGCCCGCCGGCGACGGCCUAGCUGGGGUCGAGUGGAGAUCCACCAGGACGCUGUUGGCGGCCUCUUCUUCUUCUCGUGCGGGUGUUGUGAUUUUGUCAAGACCUAGAAGGUCAGCAGUAGUUAUAGAGUUGUUCCACAAUGGCCUAUGAUGGAGAUGAUGGACAAAGCCAGGAUUAUCUCUUCAAAAUUGUCCUGCUUGGGGAUUCCUCUGUUGGUAAAUCAAACUUGCUAGCAAGAUUUGCAAGGAAUGAGUUCUACCCAAACUCUAAGUCCACUAUAGGAGUGGAGUUCCAGACACAAAAGUUGGUAAUCGAUGGAAAGGAGAUUAAAGCUCAGAUAUGGGACACUGCUGGACAAGAGCGCUUUCGAGCAGUAACUUCUGCUUACUACCGGGGCGCUGUGGGAGCUCUUCUCGUCUAUGAUAUUAGCAGGCGUCAGACUUUUGAUAGUGUUGGUCGAUGGCUCAAUGAACUGCACACUCAUUCCGAUAUGAAUGUCGUCACAAUUCUGGUGGGUAACAAAACAGAUCUGAAGCAUGCACGUGAGGUGAGCACUGCGGAAGGACAAGCCUUGGCGGAGGCCCAGGGCCUCUUCUUCAUGGAAACCUCAGCUUUGGAUUCGUCAAAUGUUGCAGCAGCUUUUCAAACUGUCGUUAAGGAGAUCUACAGCAUACUAAGCAGGAAGGUGUUUCAAUCACUAGAGCAGAAGAAAAGCGAGCUGCAGUCGCUAAGCAACGGGAAAGCCGUGGUGCUGCAGGGUGAGACCAACCAAACAAGCAGUGGUGGGAGGUGGUGCUGUUCUUCAUGACCUCAGGACCACCAGGACUACCAUUAUGGAGAGCGAUAGGAUUGGGAGGACACAUCUGGGCAUGUAAACCUGCAGGUCCGAUUUGUGAAAAGUUGUUUUUCCAUGUUCUUGUUCUAAAGGUAAGCUGGCGAGGCUGGUUGUAUGAAAGUUGGUGUUUCCCGUCGGAGGAAAUCAAUGUAUAGUUCGAUUGAUCCUUGUGGGAGGUAUUGAUAUACAUGAUUGUGUAAAGAGAAUGUGCGACCAACUUGACUGUCGUGUCAUUCUACAUCAUUCUAGCCCGAAACCGUUCUUUCAUUCUGCAUUACUCCGAACCUAGAUAUCUAAGUACCUGA